AUGGAACUGUCCACGAAAUUCACGAAGAGGGCGCUGCUCCCGAUAGCUCUGCUGCUCUUCACCUGGUGCUUCGUUCUCUUCCCCAAUGCCUCCAGGGAAGUGAUCUCCCGAGUACCUCGUGUCAACUUCGAGUUCCCUCAUACGCCGCGGUCGCCCUUCAACGAGACCAAGGUUGCGUUGUUGAUUGAAGGCAGAGCUUUGCCGCAUCUCACUCCCUUGCUACUUCAUUAUAUGAGUGUCGUGCCACCGGAUUGGAGAUUUAAAUUCUUUGGUACGGAAGAAGCCAUCCAACGGCUCAACCGUUCUCAUGUCGUUCGUGCCCACAUCAACGAUGGAAAACUCGACAUUGCCCAACUCCCCGAAGGCCUGUCGCUGAAUGGCCAGGAGGCAACUUCUCAGACGUUCACAAACCUCACAUUCUACCGCGACGUUCUCUAUCCUGCCGAAUUUCUACUGGUCUUCCAAACCGACGCUAUGAUUUGUGCCAACUCGAAGCAGAAUCUAGAUGAUUGGUUAGAGUACGAUUGGGUCGGUGCUAGUUGGAAUACCGGCGACAGGUUUGGAGGAAACGGAGGCCUCAGUAUUCGACGGGUAUCGAGGAUUAUAAGGAUUUUAGAGAAUCAGAUCAGAAUUCCGCAUACCGAGCCGGAAGAUGUGUGGUUGACAUCGAGGUUGGGACUACUACCCGGCGCGCAUUUGGCGAACGGAACGGAGCAGCAGAAGUUCUCGGCUGAGAUGAUAUUUAGUGAGAAGCCGAUGGGCUUCCACACAGGGAAUGGAGGAGAAUGGCUCCACGGCGGGGUCUGGGGCAAACCUGAACUCCGGAAAAAUAUGUGGGAGUAUUGUCCCGAAAUCAAAAUGAUGUUACCCAUGGACGCGGAACGCUUCAUAGAUUCGAAAAAGUGUCCGUCCAAGCAGAAUUGGAAGAGAGAUACCGAUACUAGCGAUAAUUUGCCUGGAAUUUUCCUAUGA
Messenger RNA from Orbilia oligospora ATCC 24927, 972 nucleotides. RefSeq lists its product as uncharacterized. The transcript is spliced from 3 exons. The coding region runs from base 1 to 972 and encodes 323 amino acids. The record is from RefSeq and is a predicted model, not a curated record. Lineage: Eukaryota; Fungi; Ascomycota; Orbiliomycetes; Orbiliales; Orbiliaceae.